Molecule: messenger RNA, 2761 nt
Organism: Pimephales promelas (fathead minnow)
Lineage: Eukaryota; Metazoa; Chordata; Actinopteri; Cypriniformes; Leuciscidae
Source: RefSeq, a predicted model, not a curated record
CACGAGAGGAGGAUCGCAAGGAGAGAAACUCAUGUAGGACCGAAACAUGGGCUGGUCUGCUUCCAUCACAGUCUCACUCUUAAAAGACUGAAGGAUCCCCACCAGAGCUCACAGCACACAUGAGCUGAGAUCCGCGAUGCUCUGGACACCUCCGGACCUCCUGCAGACCCUCUCACUGACUUCAACUUCAACUUCUGCAUGUGCUCCAUCCUCAGAUAUGACAGCCCGUCAUGUCUGGACGUGUUCCGCGCUCAUGAAUUGUUCUUAAACAUUGUUUUGCGCGUAGAGAGAGAGAGAGAGAGACAGAAGUUCACAGAGUGUGAAUGAAGCUCUUUAUUCAUUGAUUAGUGAAUGAACUAAAAAAGAAGACUCACUUUUGCCUGCAGAAGGAGUAAAAAGAAAAGCUAGAAGAGCUUCAUGGAUUUGUGUAUCUGGAACAUUCGUCUUUGACAAAAGAUUGUGAAAGAAACCAGAAAACAACAAUUACAAGUGGAAGGACUUUGGAGAGGAAGAGUGCGUCCGUGCGCAAUUAUCUGGCCAUCAUCUCUCUAGUUUUGAAUAAAAUGAAAGUUUGGACUUUUCUCCAGUGUCUCGCCAUCCUGCUCGUCCUGUGUGUGGGAUCAGACUGCGGGACGGUCCUGAGAAAGACCCGAUCUAAACGCGAGCUGGUGAAGAUCAGAGAAGCCAAAGCGGUCUUCCCGGGGGCUUGUGCCACUCGGCUGCCCCGGGGCAAGCGCUCUUUGCCGGCGCUGGACCGCCGGCUCCCCCGCCACCGCGGCCGCUCCUCUCCGGCGGAGGAUGCGAGCUCCUCUCGGGGGAAAGCCGUGUAUUUCACGGGCAGAGGGGACCAGCUGAGACUCAAGCCCGGCGUGGAGAUACCAAAGGGCAAUUUCACCCUCCAGAUGUGGGUCAAAGCGGAGGGUGGGCAGCGUUCCCCUACCGUUAUAGCUGGUCUCUUCGACAAAUGCUUCUAUGCCUCCAGUGACCGUGGAUGGCUGUUGGGAAUUAAAGCCGUGAGUGAGCAAGGAAACCGCGACCCUCGCUUCUUCUUCUCCCUUAAGACGGAUCGGGCACACAAAGUUACCUCCAUUGAGUCGAAUGCCCGCUACUUGCCCAGCCGCUGGGCACACGUGGCUGUGACUUACGAUGGCCUCUAUAUGAAGUUAUAUGUCAAUGGUGCUCAGACUGCUGUUAGCAGGGAACAGUCAGGUGAUGUCUUCAGCCCCCUUACUAAAAAGUGUAAGGUGCUGAUGGUGGGUGGAAAUGCCUUGAAUCACAACUACAGAGGCUCCGUGGAGCGUGUCGGUUUGUGGCGACAGGCUCUCUCUCAGAGGCAGAUCAUGAGGGACAUGCAUGGACAAGAGGACCCCGAGGACCUGGUCGACCUGGUGAUCCGCGAGACCUUUGAACACCCAGCGCGCAAAUGGCUGGCAGUGAAGGACGGCAGUUUCCCGAUCCCCGAUGAGGGCUCUCGUGCUGGGCUGUGGUCUUUGGACACCACCCUGGAGCCUCCGGCCUGCGGACAGACGGUGUGCGAUAACACCGAAGUGGUGCGCAACUACAAUCACUUCUGGAGCUUCCGUCGCCCCAAAACGGUACGGUACCGCGUCGUGAACGUGUUCGACGACUCCCAGCGCAAACCCACGGUCACAGAUCAACAGAUUCACCUGCAGCAUCAGCAUCUGAAUGAAGCCUUUAGCAUGUACAACAUCAGCUGGGAGUUGACUGUGCACAACGUCAGCAAUUCCUCUCUGUAUAACCGCCUGGUGCUCGCCAACUGUGACAUCAGCAAGGUGGGCGAUGAGGAUUGUGACCCUGAAUGCAACCACACCCUGACCGGCUUUGAUGCCGGUUACUGCAAGCCCAGGACGCGAUGCCCUGAACACAAACAGGGAAACGGUGUCUGCGAUCCAGAGUGCAACUGUGAGAACUACGGUUACGAUAAUGGAGAUUGCUGUAACCCUAGCAUCACCAAUGUGACCAAGACCUGCUUCAAUCCAGCUUCUCAUUUAAGGGCCUAUCUGGAUGUGAAGGAGCUAAAAGAGAUCCUCAAGCUGGACGGUUCAACGCACCUCAAUAUCUUCUUCGCCAAUUCCUCAGAUGAAGACCUGGCUGGAGUUGCUACCUGGCCGUGGGACAAGGAGGCCCUGACGCAUCUAGGCGGUAUAGUUCUGAAUCCGUCUUUCUAUGGUACAUUUGGCCACACUCACACCAUGAUCCAUGAGAUCGGUCACAGUCUGGGACUGUACCAUGUGUUCAGAGGCAUCUCAGAGAUCGAGUCCUGCAACGAUGCGUGUUUAGAGACAGAGCCCUCGCUGGAAACCGGAGAUCUGUGUGCCGACACAAACCCCACACCCAAAUACAAGCACUGCAAGGACCCCGAGCCUGGCAACGAAACGUGCGGCAACCGCAACUUUGUUCACACGCCCUUUAAUAAUUACAUGAGUUACGCAGAUGACGACUGCACUGAUUCCUUUACACUUAACCAGGUGGCUCGCAUGCACUGCUAUCUGGACCUCAUCUACCAAACCUGGCAACCCGAUUACCGGACCCCUCCAGUCCCGAUGGCACCCCAAGUGGUAGAACAGGGACAAAACUUCAUUACUUUAGAGUGGUUUCCGCCCAUCUCUGGCCACUUCUAUGACAGAAGUGGGAUCAGUAUGUGAUAAAUGUUCAGAGGGUCACGUCCUUCUACAGUACGCCUCCAAUUCUUCGUCCCCGCGCCCCUGUUCCCCGUCCGGCCACUGGAGCCCCAGAGAAG